AUGAUCACUAUGAAAGAGUUUGUUCUUAUUACAUUUUUUUCUUUAUCAAAUUCAGUUACCAACUUUAUGCCCAACUUAUCAGUGCUUGAUGUUAACGUGGCAUCAUGGAGUUCCAUUGGAGGUUGGAAACCAAAUUCAUUGAUUUUCAUAAGAAAUAAAGCAUGUAGUUCUGCGAAAUACUUCUUAGGAAUAUCGUGGAAUUUAGUGAUGGUUGCUUUAAAAGCUCCCAAAACUAGCUGUCCUAUUCUACCGGGAGUAUAUAAAACAACAGGUAUUGACAUGAAGGAGUUUCAAAAUCAUAACUUCCCCAAGGUGUAUUUUUACGGAAAAUAUAAACUGUCAAUUAAGAUAAAAGAUAUAAAUAAAAAAGUACUUAGUUGCGGUGUAUUAGAAUUCAGUCUUGUAAGACCGUGGGAAAAACUGAUUUGA
Messenger RNA from Melanaphis sacchari, 429 nucleotides. RefSeq lists its product as uncharacterized. The record is from RefSeq and is a predicted model, not a curated record. Bases 1 to 429 code for a protein of 142 amino acids. The transcript is spliced from 3 exons. NCBI's taxonomy places the organism in Eukaryota, Metazoa, Arthropoda, Insecta, Hemiptera, Aphididae.